Guyanagaster necrorhizus is the source of this 428-nucleotide messenger RNA. RefSeq lists its product as uncharacterized. Gene Ontology annotation, molecular function: nucleic acid binding; zinc ion binding. Lineage: Eukaryota; Fungi; Basidiomycota; Agaricomycetes; Agaricales; Physalacriaceae. Bases 23 to 256 code for a protein of 77 amino acids. The record is from RefSeq and is a predicted model, not a curated record. The transcript has 3 exons.
AGAAGAAGUCCGGAUUUUGAGUAUGGCGUUCCAGUAUUCCAGGAAGGGUUGCUUCAAGUGCGGUAAUCUCGGACAUAUUGCCGAGAAUUGUUCCUCGGAGCAACGUUUAUGCUACAAUUGCCGCCAGCCUGGUCAUGAAUCCUCUGCCUGUCCUUCUCCCCGUACCGUUUCUGCAAAACAGUGUUACUCUUGUGGUGGCGUCGGUCAUAUUCAAGGUCUGUCUCGUACUUGGUCCAUCUCUGGAGACCCAGCCUAACGUCCGUACCAGCGGAGUGCCCGAGUCUAAGGAUCCAGCAGCAAGGUAGCAAUCAGAAAUGCUACAACUGCGGCCGAUUCGGUCACAUUGCUCGUGCCUGUCCCAACGGAGCCACCGGAAUGGGAGGGUUUGCUUCUCGCGCUCCACCCCCCGGGAGAGCUCUCAAUACCGC